This is a messenger RNA of Adineta steineri, 1404 nucleotides long. NCBI's taxonomy places the organism in Eukaryota, Metazoa, Rotifera, Eurotatoria, Adinetida, Adinetidae. The record is from the annotation of a GenBank genome assembly.
AUGUCUAUUUCAGCUAAUUUCUCAUUUGAAUCAUCAUCACCAGAGCUUAAAAAACGUUAUUUAUGUUCAUAUUGUCAUUAUCUACUUGUUCAACCAAAAUUUAUAGCCUGUGGUCAUCAAUUUUGUUCUCUUUGUCUUGAAAAAGUUAUCAAAUCUAAAUCAUCAGUUUGUUCGGUAAACGAUUGUGGAAAAGUUAUCACACAAGAAGAAAUUUAUCCAAAUAUACCUAUGGAAAGUGAACUUGAACAUUUUAAAGACAUCGUAUGUCGUAAUCAAGUAAAUGGUUGUUCUUGGCAAGGAAAUUAUUUGUCUUAUAAAGAUCAUUUACAAACAUGUCAAUUUGAACGAUUUCAAUGUGAAUGUUGUUUAACAAGUUUUGCCCAUCGUCUUUCAUAUGAAGAACAUUAUUCACUUUGUCCAAAAGCUCUUGUUGCUUGUCCAUUUAGUCAAUUCGGAUGUAAUACUCAGAUUCCUCGUGAAACACUUCGCGAUCAUGUUAUAUCAUCAUCAGUUGAACAUCUACAAAUGAUUGCUGAUAUUCUUUCAACAAUUCAAACUGAAUCAACUAGUACUACGUCGCAAGCAUCUGCUGGAUCUUCUUCUUCUACUGCAACAACAGUAGUAAGUGAAAAAAGUGAAAUAAAAUCUUUAAAAACUGAACUUAUACGAUUAACUCAAAUCAAUGAACAUUUAUGUACGGAACAAAAAUCUUAUCAAUCAAUGCUUACUAAACAUGAACGAGAUGUUAAUCGUGCAUUAGUUAAUUCACAAUUAAAUAAAGGUGAUAUAUGUAAUUUAGAAAAGAAAAUUCCAUCAUUAAAAUCAUAUAAUUAUAAUGAUGGUACAUAUGUAUGGAUUAUAGAAAAUAUUCAAGAUUUAUUUCAUAAUGCUAAAAAUGCUCCUCAACCAUUACAUAUUGCAUCACCUUCAUUUUAUACAUCAAAUGAUGGUUAUAAACUUUCAUUAAAAUUAUAUUUAAAUGGUGAUAAAUCUGUACGUGAUACAUAUUUAUCUUUAUAUGUAACAAUAAGACGAAAUGAUUAUGAUUCAUUAUUAGAAUGGCCAUUUCGUUAUCCUAUAACAUUUUGUUUAUUUGAUCAAAGUACAAAACAUGAUCAUGUUGUUCGAACAUUAACACCGGAUAUUGAUAGUAAAUGUUUUCAUCGACCAGAAAUGGAUUCCAAUGUAAGUGCUGGUAUACCAGAAUUUUGUCCAUUAUGGAAAGUAUUUAGUAAAGAUUUUGGUUAUGUUCGAAAUGAUAAAAUGUAUAUUAAAACAUGUGUAGAUUUUAAUAUUUUUCCAGCAAAAGUUUGGUCACAUUGGACAAAAUUACAAUCAUGUGGUUUACCUAAUCAUAUACAAUAUAUUAAAUUAAAAGAAUUAUUAGAUGAUAAUGAAGAGUGA